GUUAAAUCAACGGUGAUGGGGGUAGCUGUGAUGGAAGAAAAAUCACAGGUGUGAAACUCUACUUAGCCGUCACGUGUUUUUUUCCCUUAGUGAAAGCCUGAAAGCUAGGCUAGCCACUUUCCUAGCAAAGAAGAAAAAAAGGUCGAAAGAGAGAAGAGACACCCCCAAAAUCAAGAGCAGAUCCUCGAAGUGGGUCUCAUGAAUUGUUCACGAGCUUCAAGGCAUGUAAAGGAGUAAGUAACCAGCUGAGGUGGUUCAAUCAAGAUGGAGUCUUGCAACUGCAUUGAGCCACAAUGGCCAGCUGAUGAAUUGUUGAUGAAGUAUCAAUAUAUUUCGGAUUUCUUCAUUGCACUUGCUUAUUUUUCGAUUCCUCUAGAGCUGAUCUACUUUGUGAAGAAAUCUGCUGUGUUUCCAUAUAGAUGGGUCCUUGUGCAGUUUGGUGCUUUCAUAGUUUUGUGUGGGGCAACACAUCUUAUUAACUUGUGGACUUUUGGUAUGCAUUCAAGAACUGUGGCAAUAGUAAUGACCACUGCUAAGGUUUUCACUGCUGCUGUGUCUUGUGCGACGGCCCUUAUGCUCGUGCAUAUAAUUCCUGAUCUGUUAAGUGUUAAAACAAGAGAACUAUUUUUGAAAAACAAGGCUGCAGAACUUGAUAGAGAAAUGGGCCUGAUCCGCACACAAGAAGAAACCGGUCGGCAUGUUAGGAUGUUGACGCAUGAGAUCAGAAGCACUUUGGAUAGACAUACCAUACUAAAGACCACUCUUGUCGAAUUGGGAAGAACUUUGGCACUGGAAGAGUGUGCCUUAUGGAUGCCGACGCAAACUGGUUUAGAGCUUCAACUCUCAUACACACUUCGUCAACAGAAUCCUGUUGGGUAUACUGUGCCCAUCCAACUUCCUGUGAUCAGUCAAGUAUUCACCAGCAAUCAUGCAGUAAAGAUAUCACCAAAUUGUCCAGUGGCUAGGUUAAGGCCUCUUGCAGGAAAAUAUAUGCCUGGCGAGGUGGUUGCUGUUCGUGUUCCACUCCUACAUCUAUUAAAUUUUCAAAUUAAUGAUUGGCCAGAACUUUCUACAAAACGCUAUGCUUUGAUGGUUUUGAUGCUUCCCUCAGAUAGUGCAAGGCAGUGGCAUGUCCAUGAGUUGGAACUUGUUGAAGUGGUUGCUGAUCAGGUGGCUGUUGCUCUUUCACAUGCUGCCAUCUUAGAGGAGUCAAUGAGAGCAAGGGAUCUUCUUGUGGUGCAGAAUAUCGCGCUUGACCGUGCCAGAAGAGAAGCAGAAACAGCCAUUUGUGCUCGUAAUGAUUUCCUGUCUGUUAUGAACCAUGAAAUGAGAACUCCAAUGCAUGCGAUCAUUGCCCUUUCUUCUUUACUGCAAGAAACUGAGUUGACCCCUGAGCAGCGACUGAUGGUUGAAACAAUUCUUAAGAGCGGUAAUCUCUUAGCUACUCUAAUAAAUGAUGUAUUAGAUCUUUCAAGGCUUGAAGAUGGUAGCCUACAACUUCAACUUGGAACUUUUAACCUUCAUGCUGUAUUUAAAGAGGUGCUUAAUCUGAUCAAGCCUAUUGCAUCAGUCAAGAAGUUGCUUGUUGCAUUGAAUUUGGCUCCUGAUCUUCCUGAAUAUGCUGUUGGCGAUGAAAAACGCUUUAUGCAAACUCUCUUAAAUGUUGUUGGUAAUGCUGUGAAAUUCACAAAAGAGGGCAACAUCUUAAUCACUGCUUUUGUUGCAAAAUCAGAAUCUUUUCUAGAUUCUCAAACCCCAGAGUUCUUCCCAGUGCCAAGUGAUAAUCAUUUUUAUCUGCGUGUACAGGUUAAAGAUUCAGGAUCAGGCAUUAGCCCCCAAGAUAUUCCCAAGUUAUUUACAAAGUUUGCUCAAAAUCAAUCAAUAGCAACCAGAAAUUCCCAUGGCAGUGGACUUGGCCUUGCUAUUUGUAAGAGGUUUGUUAAUCUUAUGGAGGGACAUAUUUGGAUUGAAAGUGAAGGCCUCGGCAAGGGAUGCACUGCUGUCUUUGUUGUGAAACUUGGGAUCCCAGAGAGCUCGAAUGAAUCUAAGCUCUCUUUCAUGCCGAAAAUGUCAGGACCACAGACAAAUUUUACAGGUCUCAAAGUUCUUGUCCUGGAUGAUAACGGAGUUAGCAGGUCAGUGACAAAAGGGCUUUUGGUGCACCUGGGAUGUGAUGUGAUGACGGUUGGCUCGAGCGAGGAGUGCCUACAUGUUGUAUCUCAGGAACACAAGGUGGUCUUCAUGGAUGUCGGCAUACCUGGUAUAGAUGGUUAUGAAGUUGCUGUCCACAUACACCAAAAGUUUACAAGGCGUCAUGAAAGGCCAUUAAUAGUAGCGCUGACUGGAAAUACUGACAAAAUAACCAAGGAGAAUUGCAUGAGUGUUGGAAUGGAUGGGGUUAUAUUGAAACCCGUUUCGCUAGAAAAAAUGAGGAGCGUUUUAUUAGGCCUUUUGGAGCACCGGGUUCUAUUUGAGGCCAUAUAAGCGCAGAGGAGCAAGCUGCCGGAUGCCAUUGAGCCUGGAAAAAAAUAGUACAGGUAAUGCAUGUUUUUCUCUAGAGAUAUUUAGUUUUGUGUACAUACCCAGAUGGCGUUUUAGACCAUUGGAGUGAUUUGAGUGAUGACAAAUCACAAGAAAUUCGAAAAGCAACUUUAUGCA
Messenger RNA from Mangifera indica (mango), 2658 nucleotides. RefSeq names its product ethylene receptor. The transcript is spliced from 7 exons. The coding region runs from base 265 to 2484 and encodes 739 amino acids. Gene Ontology annotation, molecular function: phosphorelay sensor kinase activity; ethylene binding; ethylene receptor activity. NCBI's taxonomy places the organism in Eukaryota, Viridiplantae, Streptophyta, Magnoliopsida, Sapindales, Anacardiaceae. Gene Ontology annotation, cellular component: endoplasmic reticulum membrane; endoplasmic reticulum. Gene Ontology annotation, biological process: phosphorelay signal transduction system; response to ethylene; phosphorylation. The record is from RefSeq and is a predicted model, not a curated record.